Molecule: messenger RNA, 1556 nt
Organism: Fomitiporia mediterranea MF3/22
Lineage: Eukaryota; Fungi; Basidiomycota; Agaricomycetes; Hymenochaetales; Hymenochaetaceae
Product: DUF1212-domain-containing protein
Exons: 5
Coding region: 1-1491 (496 amino acids)
Biological process (GO): transmembrane transport
Molecular function (GO): transmembrane transporter activity
Source: RefSeq, a predicted model, not a curated record
AUGUCCUCCGCUGAUUUACACCGUUUAGCCCCAGAAGAUUAUCAAAAAUUUAUCUUGAUAUUUGCCAAGGCAUUAAUUGCGUUUGGCUCUCCCUCUCACCGCAUUGAGGCGCAACUGAAUUCUCUCGCUAAAGUGUUUGAGCUGGAGGCACAGUUCCAACAUACUCCUGGAAUAAUCCAAGUCUCUUUCGGCAAUCCAGAGCAAAAGUCAUCCGAAACAUGCUUAAUAAAGUCAGGUGUCAGCUUGGCCCUUGGACAUAUCCACAGCACACACAGUGUUUAUCGCUCAGUACUACACGAUGAUAUGUACGCUUCCGACGGAGUAUAUCAGCUUCGGAAGUUGUUGAAUUCCCCUCCCCAAUAUGGGCCGAAGACCCGCUAUGUCUUGUCAUUCAUUACCUGCCUUCUUAUCUGCGGUGUUGCCUUCGGUGGCAGUCUCAACGACAUGUGGGUAGCCGGUGUCAUGGGAGUACUUGUCCGUGUAAUGCAAAACAUCGCGUCUAAAUCGGAUUUGUCGGCGAGUGGAUCGGAGGUCUUUGCAGCUGCGCUAGUUUCUUUCAUUGCGCGAGGAUUUGCUAGCUUUCAUACUCAAAUAUGGUGUUUCUCUGCGAUUUCUUCUGCCGGAGUAGUUUCUCUCCUUCCGGGAUAUCUGAUUCUCUCGGGUUCCUUAGACAUCGCGGGCAAAAGCCAACUACUAGGAGGACCGAAGAUCGUUUCGGGUAUAAUGACGUCUCUAUAUCUGGGAUUCGGUUUGACUCUGGGUUCGGACGUGUUUCUCUUCGUCGAUCGUCCUGCUCGUCGCGCUGCCCAUGCAGCAGCUGCCAGACUCGCCAGCAGCACAAUGAUCCAAGGUUACUAUCAAGCAUACAACAGCACUGGUUCUGGGUUCGGCAACUCGGGCAAUGCAACGUUCACAGGUUACUUCACAUUUACGAACAGCUCUGCCCCUGGCCCUCCUAAUAUCGUACAGGGCUGCUUCCGCGACAAGAACUGGGGUUGGUACUUGCAACCUGUACCAUACUGGUCACUAUUCUUCCUUAUCCCACUUUUCGCCUUUUGUUCUUCGAUGAACAACCAGCAACAUUGGUAUAGCCGACAGAUGGUGGUUAUGGUCAGUAUUGCUUGUGUUUCGUUCUGGAUCACGAGGUUGUGCAACAUCACGCUUGGUUUGAGUAAUCAUCCGGACUAUGUUAGUUUGAUUGGAUCAUGGCUCGUCGGUAUUCUGGGCAAUGGCUAUUCGCGCAGGUUUGGAGGUACGGCGUUCACGGCUAUGCUCACUGGUAUCCUGCUUCUUGUCCCCGACGGCCUAUCCGCUGCAGGUGGCCUUGCCGGGCAAAACCAGGGGACUGGUCAGGAUGAAUACACGCAGAGUUUGACACUCGCUAGAAAGAUGAUAAGCGUCAUUAUUGGUAUUCUUGCUGGUGUCUAUUCGAGUGCAGCUAUUAUAUACCUUUUCGGAAAGAAGAAGAAUGCUGCGCUCGUCACUUUUUAGCCUUGUCUUCCAUUGCAUUCCAUGGUGCCCUUAACCUUCCCUUGUCAUUUCUACUUCUAGUGUCU